UUCUUCUUCUAGGCUGCAGUGAAAACAUAAAGAGGCGAAGGGGGUUCAAUUAGGGUUUUGUGAAUCGCAGCUUCUUCGGAAAAAAAAACCAGCGAAGAGAUGAGCCGGAGUCUGGGGAUACCGGUGAAGCUUCUUCACGAGUCGUCGGGUCAUACAGUGACGGUGGAGCUGAAGAGCGGUGAGCUGUACAGAGGAAACCUUCUCGAGUGUGAGGAUAACUGGAACUGCCAGCUCGAGAACAUCACCUAUACCGCCAAGGAUGGUAAGGUAUCACAGCUUGAGCAUGUCUUCAUCCGAGGCAGCAAAGUCAGGUUUAUAGUGAUACCAGACAUGCUGAAGAAUGCUCCGAUGUUCAAGCGAGUAAAUGACAAAAUCAAGGGAAAGAGCUCAAUAGGUCUAGGCAGAGGUAGACCUUCAAUGCGAGGCAGAGGUACUGGGCGUGGGACAGGAGGUAGGGGAGGCGCACCACCUGUGAGGAGAUAGAUCUUCGGCUAUGAGACAAUUCUAUUCAGCAUCCAGGAGAAGCCAGCCAUCUUCAGCUUGUCGUUUUAUGCAUCUUAUGGUACUCAUUAAACUCUCCUACAAGAAGAGAACCAGAGAGUGAAAGGAACUAGUUCUGUAUUUUGUUGGGUUACUAUUGAACACCAUGCCAAGAUUAUAUAAUGUUUCAAGUCUUAGUGGAUCA
Raphanus sativus (radish) is the source of this 685-nucleotide messenger RNA. Its product is annotated as small nuclear ribonucleoprotein SmD3b. Lineage: Eukaryota; Viridiplantae; Streptophyta; Magnoliopsida; Brassicales; Brassicaceae. Gene Ontology annotation, biological process: spliceosomal snRNP assembly; RNA processing. Bases 100 to 483 code for a protein of 127 amino acids. Gene Ontology annotation, cellular component: precatalytic spliceosome; pICln-Sm protein complex; SMN-Sm protein complex. Gene Ontology annotation, molecular function: RNA binding. The record is from RefSeq and is a predicted model, not a curated record. The transcript has 5 exons.